Pediculus humanus corporis (human body louse) is the source of this 1704-nucleotide messenger RNA. RefSeq names its product BTB domain transcription factor, putative. The record is from RefSeq and is a predicted model, not a curated record. The transcript has 6 exons. Gene Ontology annotation, molecular function: protein binding. Lineage: Eukaryota; Metazoa; Arthropoda; Insecta; Psocodea; Pediculidae. The coding region runs from base 1 to 1704 and encodes 567 amino acids. Gene Ontology annotation, biological process: regulation of transcription by RNA polymerase II. Gene Ontology annotation, cellular component: nucleus.
AUGGAGGGAAAUGAUAAUAGUAACAGCAAACAAUAUUCGUUGAGAUGGGAAAAACAUGCAUUUAAUUUAGCAUCUGAAGCAGGUUGCUUUUUCGAAGAUGAAUCUUUUUUAGAUUGUACACUUUCUGCAGAAGGACAAUGUAUUGAUGCACAUAAAAUAAUAUUAUCAGCAUCAAGCUCUUAUUUGUCUAAUUUAUUGAAAAUAAUGCCGGACAAACAUCCAAUAUUAAUAUUUAACGACAUAAAAUUCGAACAAUUGAAAUCCCUCGUUGCAUUUAUUUACAAUGGAUCGGUUAACGUGUCGGAAAACAACAUACACGGAUUUUUAAACGCAGCACAAUCAUUAUUGAUAAAAGGAUUGUCUGAAGAAACAAAAGAAGAGAACAGGAGAAACGUGGAAAAUUCAAAGAAAAAUUCAAAUUUUCUCACGGACGUUAAUCGAACGAAUCAUUCGCGUAGAGGAAACGUAAAAAACCUUCAACAACAACAUCAUCAUCAUCAUCAUCAUCAUAAUCAUCCUCCACCACCGCCUCCUCUUCAUUCUCCAUCUCUGACCGGGACGAGAAAAUCAUCGGAAUUUCCAAUUCCGGACAAUGGGAAAAAUAUAAAAAGGCAAAGAGGAUGGAUGACGAAUAAAACGGAUGGAAUCGAAUGCGAAGAAAGUUUAUCCAAACUCCAGGAAAUAUCAUUCACGAAAUACAUAAAUCAAAAUUUAAAUUCUAAAUCUCACAUAAGAAACGAUGUGUCUGAACAUAAAUGGAACGGACCCGCGGAUGACAAAUAUAAAUGUUCAGAGAAUUACGUGGUUAGAAGUUGGAAACACAACAGCAUGGAAGACAUAAACGGAAGACACAAACAAAAUAAAAACAAUAUAAUAAAAAGAAUAAAAAUAGAAAAGCAAAUAGGAAAUUCUGGUGCUGUUGGUGCUGGUGCUGUCGGGGCUGGUGCUGUUGGUGCUGGUGCUGUCGGGGCUGGUGCUGUUGGUGCCAUCGUUAAUCAAACGAACGAUUACGAUAACGUUUCCGAUAAUAAAAAUCAUUUAGAUAAACCUAACGAUGAUAAAAUAAAAAAAGAAAUAGAUCCAGGACAGAUAUUAUUGGUAGAACCCAAACAAGAAAUAACCGAAGAAGAUGAAGAAGAAGAAGAUGAUGAUGGAGAAGGAGAAGGAGAAGAAACGAACAAUUGCGAAGAUGGUUUUGGUCAUGUAAACGUCACUGGUGACACGAUCAAUUCUGAUACCGAUUCAAUUUACGAUGGAAGACCCUUAAAUAAUUUCUACCAACAGCCUGUCGUCGAUAGAGGGAUACCAGUACCUUUGCUCAUGUGUCGAACGUCAUUAAGCGAACCGGAAACGGUCGAACCUGAUUGGAUGUCACAUAUAUCAAACAAUCACGCACCAUCCGAACCAUCACCUCACACGAAUUCAUCAUCGUCCGACGUUAAAGAUCUUCAAUGUAGGAGUUGCGCACAAGAACUUCCCUGUCCGACGUGUACGAAAAAAUACAAAAGCAGAUACGCUUUGAACAGGCACAUACUUUACGAAUGCGGAAAAGCGAGGAAAAGUUUUUCAUGUGACGAAUGCGGUAAGAAAGUAACGCGACAAGAUACCCUACAAAAACACAAACUCAUACAUUUAGUACAACAUUUGAAGAAAAAAGAAAACGAAACGGACGAAGAAUCGUCAAAACCUAAAAAAUCAUGUUAG